Molecule: messenger RNA, 3409 nt
Organism: Branchiostoma floridae (Florida lancelet)
Lineage: Eukaryota; Metazoa; Chordata; Leptocardii; Amphioxiformes; Branchiostomatidae
Product: NLR family CARD domain-containing protein 4-like
Exons: 6
Coding region: 119-3409 (1096 amino acids)
Biological process (GO): signal transduction
Molecular function (GO): protein binding
Source: RefSeq, a predicted model, not a curated record
UGGCGGCAGGAGGAAGUAAAAAGUUUCGAAAAUCGACUCCAGAAGACUUCUGAAGUUUUCUGGGGACAACCACGAAGAAAGUGCUGUUACCUCCUACCUGACACCUGAGUGAGUCAUCAUGGCUGAGGGACAAGUUGCGGCUGGUCACACAGGUGAAACUGCAGGUUCCCCCCAACCCUGUACCAGCCAGCUGAAGAGGAAGGGGGAGGAUGGAGAAGAGUUUCCUGGGAAGAAGAAACCAGCUGCUUGUGGACAGGAGGGGUCACCAGUGGGAGGUGUUCGUAACUACUUCUACUACAUCAAGGAAAAGGUGAGCUCAGACUGGAAGGACCUGGCCUUCCAUCUUGGGUUUGAACAACCCGACAUCGACAACAUCGAAGGGAGAAACCGAGAUGACAAGUCUCGCUGUAUGGACCUGUUGGAGGAAUGGCUGAAGCGUAACGGAGAGAGAGCCACCAUAGAGGUCCUGAUGGAGGCUCUGUCUGAGGCAAACCUGCAGAGUGUUGUGGAUGGUUUGAGGAAGAAACGUCAAGAAGUGCCCUCUCCAGUUCCAGUUGGAUCUGCAGGAACAGAGUCUUCUUCAUUAACAGAUGUGUUCCAGAAGUCUGUGAAGAAGUACUAUGAGUUGAAACUGUCUCACUUUAAGCCUCUGAUCUGGAAUGACAACUUCACACUUACCCUCAGUGAUAUCUUCACCCAGUUAGAGUUGGUACCAACAAGUGAAAAACAGUUCAAAACAUCAGAACCCACCAGAGAGGAACAAAGGAAAGAACUGAAGUCAUUAGACGACUUGUUCAACCCAGAUGUCACAGGACUGUCCACAGCACCAAGGUGCAUUCUGAUUGAGGGUGAAGCCGGAGGGGGGAAGACAACAUUUCAGUCCAAAGAAGCCCUAGAUGCUGUCUCACAGAAAACAGAGCUGGGCAAGCAGCAUGACAUCACACUGUUGAUCCGACUCCGGGAGGUGAGAGAGGGGGAGACCAUAGAGGAGAUGGUGUGGGACCAGUGUGUUGAUGAAACAACAGAAGGUAUCAAAACACAGUCCAUCAAAAAAAUCCUAAAGAGAAACAAGUCCCGAGUGCUUUUCCUCCUAGAUGGGUAUGAUGAGCUGCAGCCUGAGGCCAGGGCAGCCGGGCAGGCCAUUCCCAAACUGCUGUCUGGCAAGUUGUACCCCAACAGCACGAUUGUGAUCACCUCCCGACCCUCAGCAGGAGUGCAGCAGCACACCCGGCCAGACUGCCAUGUAAACAUCAGGGGCUUCUCCCACAGACAUGUGGAGAAAUACAUGCAGCAGUAUUUCACUGUUGUUAACAAGCAGGAACUGAUAAAGACACUUUCCAAACAUGUUCAAGAUAACAAACUCUUGAACACUUUAAUCCAGACCCCAAUGUUCCUGAUGUUAGUGUGUGUGUUGUGGGAGGAGGACCAAGAGUUGGUGUCUACUGGAACAAUGACGGGGCUGUACGACAACCUGCUGACAUGUCUAGUUAGAAAGUACUGUGAGCGGGAAGGAGUGGACAUGCCAACAGAAGGGCUGCCUACAGAGGUUGCUGAGUCAUUACUGCAGCUUGGCAAGCUUGCGCUAGAGGCACUGCUGAGGAAUGAGACCCUGCUUGACCUUACAGAAGUAGAGAAAGAAAAUGUGAAUUGGGAGUUGCUGUUAAAGCUGGGUGUGGUCUCCUUGGAGGUGUCUUCAUCUAAAUUGCAUCCCAGAAAACAGCUGAACUUUUCCCAUAAGACCAUGCAAGAGUUCCUGGCUGGAAGAUAUGUUGCUCAUGCUUUGGCAAACCAAGACAUUGUAGAGCUGCUGCAGCUCACCUCCAUAACCAAGGCACUUGAACUCAGUAACCUGCUUCAGUUCACGUGUGGCUGUGACUCACGAGCAGCACAAGCUGUGAUGGAGGAACUGAGCAAGAUCAGCAGAAGGGAGUUCACACACUUGAGACCAGAUCAAUUUGAAAGCUCACAUGUUCCCAUGGAUCAAGACAUUAAAAAGUCCUGCCAAACCUACAAAAGGUUUGCAGCAUUGUGCCUGAGCAUCCUCAGUGAGAGACAAGAACCAGAAGUGCUUCAGGGCAUCAGUCAGGCCCUGCCAAUUGUCAUGCUGGACAGCUCCAUUAACAGUAGAGAAGCCACAGGUCUGCAGUAUUACAUACAAAAUCUUCAUUCAGCAAACCUGCCAGACAGGGUCAUACUUAAGGUCCCUAAAGGCACUGGCAGCAGAGACACAGUUCAGUACCUACAGCAGUGUUUUAGAACUCCACUUCCUGGACUUAGAUUGGACUUGGAACUAUCAGGACAGUUUGACUCACCUGAUGAGACAGCCAGGCUGGUUUCAGUUCUGAAUAAUGUUCCUGGUCUGAGGGCGCUGGAUCUGUCACUCACAAGACUAACACCAUCAUCACUCCAGCCACUUGUGCAGGGGUUCAGCCACAUGUCUCUGUUAGAGGAGCUGGAUCUUACUGGGAAUGACCUUGGUGAUGCUGGGAUGGAAGUCCUGCAGGUUGGGCUGUCCAGUGUUCCACACCUGGCUGUACUCCGGCUUGGAGGGGACGAAUUGUUGCCAAUUGGAGUUGGCAUGACAGCUGUGGGCAUGUCAUCCCUGGCUCCCUACAUUCGCCACCUCGUGGGACUGAGAGUACUGGAUAUAAGCAGUAAUUAUAAGAUCGGUGACACUGGGCUGGAAUCUCUCACCACCAUCCUCCCCAUCUUCACAGCUAUGCAGGUGUUGGUCCUGAGUUGGAUUGGUAUCAGCCCCACAGGCAUGCGCAUACUGGUCCCUGCACUGUGUAAGCUAACCAGACUGAUCAAACUGGACAUUAGUCAUAAUGCCAUAGGAGACCCCGGGCUGGAAUGCCUGGCUGCUAUCCUCCACCACCUCACAGCCAUGAAGGUGUUGGAUCUCAGUGCUACAGGUAUCAGUGACAGGGGAAUAUCAUCCCUGGUCAAAGCUCUGCCUCACCUGGUGCAAUUACAGGUGUUGGAUGUGAGCAGGAAUAACAUAGGAGACUCAGGGAUUGUCUCACUGGUGCAAACACUCUGCCAGCCCAGCAGUUUGGACAUGGAACAAAACCCACCUGGUGACAAGAGUCUGACCACAGCCCCUCACUGUAACACCACACUACAGGAGCUGUACAUCGGGGGGAAUAGUGGAGUAACAGGAGCCGGACUGGGGAGGGUCGCACAACUCAUCAGCACACUGCCGGCACUGACCAGGCUGAACAUGUCUGGUUAUUAUGACCCACAUGCACACCUGUCUGACACCGCUGCCAUGGCUCUAGCCGAGGCUCUACCCAGACUCCCUGCCCUGGAGUGGCUGAACCUCUAUUCGAUCUCCAUGGAGCCUGCAGGGUUCCAGGCUGUGGUGCAGGCUGCUGAGGUACACCCAACACUGGAGAGGCUGCAGUGA